This is a messenger RNA of Volvox carteri f. nagariensis, 328 nucleotides long. RefSeq lists its product as uncharacterized. NCBI's taxonomy places the organism in Eukaryota, Viridiplantae, Chlorophyta, Chlorophyceae, Chlamydomonadales, Volvocaceae. The transcript has 4 exons. The annotation marks the transcript as partial. The record is from RefSeq and is a predicted model, not a curated record.
AUGACAGACGUCACCUCUCUCGACUCUGGAACCGCAGCCUUCACCACUGCCGCCGCCGCUGCUGCUACUUAUGGAACCUCCAUCGGCAGUCAGGCCGUCAGCUCCGCAGCUGUCCUGCAGACGGAAACGGUGAUGGUUGACGCCAGAGCAGCAUCGGGACGGGGACGCACACCACGGGUCACACCCACAACACAUUUCAUACACACAAUUGAAAGCACGCCUGGAAUUUAUGGAGCGCAUUGCAUUCAUUUCUUCAAGUCAGCUGUGUGCCGUACCGUGUACUGCAGAUUAAGGCUCUUCCCCAACAUCUCUCAACACUCCGUCCUAG